AUGGGCUGUAAAGAAAUUUGUCUAAGCCCAGGAGGGAAAUGGCGACGUGCGGCCUGCCUCUUUGUUUUUUGGUGCUUUUUUCUAAAUGCAACGGAUGCGCAAAUCCGUUACUCAAUCCCCGAGGAGAUGAAAAAAGGGUCGCUCGUCGGGAAUGUGGCACAAGAUCUCGGUUUGGAUCUGAAAAGACUCCGUUUUGGGCGCGCCCGCAUCGUGACGGGGGAAAACGUCCAGUACACUGAGCUGAGGGUGGACAAAGGGCUGCUGGUUGUUCAUGAGAGGAUAGAUAGAGAACAGCUCUGUGGAGACGUGACUCCGUGCAGUUUUACGUUCGAGAUUUUAUUGGAAAACCCUAUGGAGUUACACCCAGUCACCAUCGAAGUAUUGGAUGUCAAUGACAAUGCUCCUGCAUUUGAAAAUAGACAUUUAAAUUUUGAAAUAAGUGAGUCUGCUGCGCUUGGCUCCCGUUUUGUUUUGGAAAAUGCGCACGACGCUGACGUGGAUGCGAAUGGUCUGCAGAGUUACGUAUUGACACCGAGUGAUCAUUUUGUUUUGAAACAGCACGUCAGUCCGGGAGGCAAAAAAUAUGCAGAAAUGGUCCUCCAGAAAGUCUUAGAUAGAGAAGAACAGCCGAGACUCGCCUUAAAAUUAGUGGCUGUGGAUGGUGGAAAUCCACAAAAAUCAGGUACAGUAAAUAUAGAGAUUAGUAUUCAAGAUGCAAAUGAUAAUGCUCCAAUCUUCAAUCAAACUUUUUAUAAAGUGAAAUUAAUAGAAAAUGCCUCAAAAGGCACCCAUGUUCUUUCUGUAAAUGCCACUGAUGCAGAUAGUGGUUCAUAUGGAAUUGUACUGUAUUCGUUUUCAAAAUUAAAUGCAGGCAUAGCAGAUUUAUUUCAUAUAGACGAGAAAACAGGAUGGAUAUCUGUAGCAAAGCAAAUCGAUUACGAAAAGGACAAAACAAUUGAGUUCAUGGUUGAAGCUAAAGAUCAAGGUGGGCUGACUGAGUCCGCUAAAGUGGAAAUAGAAGUACUGGAUGUGAACGAUAAUGUCCCAGUCAUUAACGUUAUGUCCUUCACUAGUCCCGUGUCCGAAGAUUCCCAAGCUGGUACCACUAUUGGUAUCAUUAAUGUAAAAGACUUAGAUUCAAAUGAAAAUGGGAACGUAAAGUGCGCAAUAGAAGGUCGUGUUCCAUUUCGGAUUAAAACUAAUGUAAGAAAUUAUUUUGCAUUGAUGACUGAUGCUGUCUUAGAUCGUGAAACUGUCUCAGAAUAUAACUUCACACUUGUUGCGUCUGAUGCAGGUUCACCUCCCCUCUCAACUAAAAAGACUUUUAAUUUAAAAGUUGCAGACGUGAAUGACAAUGCUCCUGUCUUUCCAGUUAGCUUCUAUCGUGCAAACGUUGAAGAAAACAACUCUCCAGGUGUUUCUGUGCUAAGAGUGAGUGCCAAAGACCUGGAUGAAAAUCAGAACGCUCGUGUCUCUUAUAUGUUGGAGCAGGGUGAAAUCGGAGGAAGUCCAAUUAGUGAAUUUGUGUCCAUAAAUGCAGAAAGUGGAGUGAUUAGUGCAGUUCGAUCAUUUGAUUAUGAGCAAAUCAAAGAAGUUUUAUUUAUUGUCCGAGCUCAGGAUGGAGGCUCCCCUCCUCUGAGCACCAACGUGAGCGUGACCAUUUUGAUCCAGGACUCCAACGACAACGGCCCGCAGGUCCUGUAUCCGGUCCAAACAGGUGGGUCAGUGCUGGCUGAAAUGGUGCCUCGUACAGCAGACGUAGGCUUUCUGGUGACUAAAGUGGUGGCAGUGGACGUGGACUCUGGACAGAAUGCAUGGCUGUCAUACAAAGUGCACAAAGCCACAGAUCGGGCACUUUUUGAAGUGGGCCUCCACAAUGGAGAAAUUAGAACUGUCCGCCAAGUGACUGAUAAAGAUGCUGUCAAACAAAGACUGACUGUUGUAGUGGCAGACAACGGGCAGCCCUCUCGUUCAACUACAGUCAUUGUUAACGUGGCCGUGGCGGACAACUUCCCUGAAGUGCUCUCAGAAUUCACUGACUUCAGUAUGCACGACAGAGAGUACAAUGACAAGCUGACAUUUUACUUAGUCUUGGCUUUGGCCGUGGUCUCCUUCCUCUUCAUCGUCACCUUGCUGCUUAUAAUAUCAGUCAAAGUGUACAGGUGGAGACGGUCUCGCAUACUGUACCACUCCAACCUGCCCGUCAUUCCGUAUUAUCCGUCACGUUACUCGGAUACUUUGGGGACAGGGACCCUCCCACACGUGUAUAACUAUGAGGUGUGCAGGACCACUGACUCCAGAAAAAGUGAUAUGAAGAAUAUGCAAGGCAUGAAUCAAAGUUUACUGAGUGUGGAUGGAGUUGAACCUGAUGCACCAAAUGCAAGCAAGCUCAUAUCCGGAAACUGCUCACAGAUGUCAACAUUGGUGAGUGAAAUAUUUCCCAUUUUAAAUGUUGUUUUCCCAAAUUGCACUGAUUGUAGGAUAAAGUACAUAGUUAGCAUGAGUCGUCACUGCGCGUGA
Molecule: messenger RNA, 2520 nt
Organism: Nerophis lumbriciformis (worm pipefish)
Lineage: Eukaryota; Metazoa; Chordata; Actinopteri; Syngnathiformes; Syngnathidae
Source: RefSeq, a predicted model, not a curated record